Messenger RNA from Naumovozyma castellii, 4596 nucleotides. RefSeq lists its product as uncharacterized. The transcript has a single exon. Lineage: Eukaryota; Fungi; Ascomycota; Saccharomycetes; Saccharomycetales; Saccharomycetaceae. The record is from RefSeq and is a predicted model, not a curated record. The coding region runs from base 1 to 4596 and encodes 1531 amino acids.
AUGUCAUUUAGUACAGACUCUACUUCAACCAGGGAUGAACUUCCCUUGGUUGAAAAUAAUUCUUUAGAUCACCCCUACAUGGGGUUCGAUAAGACAGCACAAGACCAGAUCAGAGAUUUGGCAAGAACACUAACUCAGCUAAGUGUUGCUCAUCCAUCAGAAAGCGCCAUCGACCAGGGGUCUGAUGUACAGUCGAUAUACUCAACGGGACUUCCUGGAAUUAAUCCGGUCUAUACAAAUCCAGAUACUCCUGGCUAUGACGAGAAAUUGGAUCCAGCAAGUGAUAAUUUCUCAAGUACAGCAUGGGUGAAAAAUAUGGCUAACAUUGCCAAAUCUGAUCCAGAUUUUUAUAAACCUUAUUCCUUAGGUUGUGUUUGGAAAAAUCUAUCAGCUUCUGGUGAUUCUGCCGAUGUCUCUUAUCAAGCUACUAUCCUUAAUAUGCCAUGGAAGAUUAUAACUUACGUUUAUAGGAAAGUGACACCAACAAGAGAAAUAGAUACUUUCCAAAUUUUAAAAUCUAUGGAUGGAAUUUUAAACCCAGGUGAAUUAUUAGUCGUGCUGGGUAGACCUGGUUCUGGUUGUACUACAUUGUUAAAAUCAAUAUCUUCUAAUACACAUGGAUUCGAUAUUAGUAAGGACUCGAUCAUUUCUUAUAAUGGGUUAACUCCAAAGGAUAUUAGGAGACAUUACCGUGGUGAAGUGGUUUAUAAUGCAGAGUCCGAUAUUCAUUUACCUCAUUUAACCGUUUAUCAAACUUUAUUAACUGUGGCAAGGUUAAAGACUCCCAGUAAUAGAAUUAAAGACGUCACCCGAGAAGAUUACGCAAACCACCUUACUCAAGUAACAAUGGCCACAUAUGGGUUGUUGCAUACUAGGGAUACAAAAGUUGGUGAUGAUCUCGUUAAAGGUGUCUCUGGUGGUGAACGUAAACGUGUCUCCAUUGCUGAAGUGUCCAUUUGCGGAUCCAAAGUUCAAUGUUGGGAUAACGCUACGAGAGGUUUGGAUUCUGCUACAGCUUUGGAAUUUAUUCGUGCUUUGAAAACACAGGCCACUAUUUUAAAUACUACUGCCACGGUAGCAAUCUAUCAAUGUUCUCAGGAUACUUACGAUCUUUUUGAUAAAGUUUGUGUCUUAGAUGAUGGGUAUCAAUUAUAUUAUGGGCCCAGCGACAGGGCUAAGAAAUAUUUCCAAGAUAUGGGGUACGUGUGCCCACCAAGACAAACCACGGCUGAUUUCUUAACAUCAGUAACAUCUCCAACAGAAAGAAUAUUAAACCAAGAUAUGUUAAAGAAUGGUAAAAAAAUUCCACAAACUCCAAGGGAGAUGGGCGAAUAUUGGUUAGAAUCUCCAGAUUAUCAACAAUUAAUGCAACAAAUUGACGCAGAAUUAUCAUCAAACCAAGAUGAACAGCGUGAUGUCAUCAGAGAAGCCCAUAUUGCCAAACAAUCUAAGAGAGCAAGACCCUCUUCACCUUAUGUCGUCAGUUAUAUGAUGCAAGUGAAAUACCUUUUAAUUAGAAAUUAUUGGAGAAUAAAACAAAGAGCCAGUGUCACAAUUUUUCAGGUGGUUGGUAAUUCUGUCAUUGCAUUUAUCCUAGGUUCCAUGUUUUAUAAAGUUCAAAAAAAGCUGAUUCUUCUACAUUUUAUUUCCGCGGUGCCGCUAUGUUUUUUUGCUAUACUGUUCAAUGCAUUUUCGUCGCUAUUAGAAAUAUUUACAUUAUUUGAGGCAAGACCAAUUACUGAAAAGCAUAGAACAUAUUCAUUAUAUCAUCCAAGUGCAGAUGCAUUUGCUUCAGUUCUUUCAGAAGUACCAGCUAAGUUGGUUACUUCUGUUUGCUUUAACAUUAUCUACUACUUCUUAGUUAAUUUCAAAAGAGAUGCCGGAAUAUUCUUCUUUUAUUUCCUGAUCAGUAUCGUAUCCACUUUUGCAUUAUCACAUUUAUUUAGAUGUAAUGGAUCUCUAUCAAAGACCUUACCAGGUGCUAUGGUUCCUGCAUCCAUGUUAUUACUCGCCAUUUCCAUGUAUACAGGGUUUGCCAUUCCUGAGACAAAAAUGUUAGGUUGGUCAAAAUGGAUUUGGUAUAUUAAUCCAUUGGCGUACCUUUUUGAAUCAUUAAUGAUUAAUGAAUUCCAUGAUAGAAGAUUUCCCUGUGCUCAAUUCAUUCCUGCAGGUCCACCAUACCAAAAUGCAACAGGUACUGAGAGAGUUUGUGCUGCUGUUGGAUCUGUUCCCGGUCAAGAUUUUGUUAAUGGGGAUAUUUUCUUAUUAGAAAGUUAUGGUUAUCAACACAAGCAUAAAUGGCGUGGAUUUGGUGUUGGUAUGGCAUUUGUGGUAUUCUUCUUCUUUGGUUACUUAAUUCUUUGUGAAUAUAAUGAAGGUGCCAAACAAAGAGGUGAAAUGCUAAUCUUCCCUCAGAAUAUCGUGAGAAAGAUGAAAAAGCAAGGCAAGCUAAAGGGAAAACAUCCUAAUAAAGAUGAUAUUGAAGCGGCAGCAAGUUCUAUGGAAUGCAAUACUACUGAAAAGAGUAUAUUAAAUUCUUCAUCUAUAAAUUAUGAUGACAUGGAAUCCGAAGUGGGUCUUUCAAAAUCAGAGGCUAUUUUCCAUUGGAGAAAUUUAUGUUAUGAAAUCCCAAUCAAGAAAGAAAUAAGGCAUAUCUUAAAUAACAUCGACGGUUGGGUAAAGCCAGGCACUCUUACUGCAUUAAUGGGGGCGUCUGGUGCUGGUAAGACUACUCUAUUAGAUUGUUUAGCUCAGAGAGUUACCGUGGGUACAAUAACUGGUGAUGUUUUUGUUAAUGGCUGCUUGCGUGACGAAUCGUUCCCAAGAUCAAUUGGAUAUUGUCAACAACAAGAUCUACAUUUGAAAACUUCAACAGUGAGAGAAUCCUUAAGAUUUUCUGCUUAUCUACGUCAACCAUUCGAUGUUCCUGUUGAAGAGAAAAAUAAAUAUGUAGAAGAAAUUAUUAAAACUUUGGAGAUGGAAACUUACGCUGAUGCUGUUGUUGGUGUCCCAGGUGAAGGGUUGAACGUUGAGCAAAGAAAGAGGUUAACUAUCGGUGUGGAAUUGGCUGCUAAACCGAAAUUAUUGGUUUUCCUCGAUGAACCUACAUCUGGUUUAGAUUCGCAAACUGCUUGGGCAACAUGUCAAUUAAUGAAAAAAUUAGCACAAAAUGGACAAGCAAUCCUCUGUACCAUUCACCAACCUUCUGCUAUAUUAAUGCAAAAUUUUGAUCGGUUAUUAUUUCUUCAAAAAGGUGGUGAGACUGUUUAUUUUGGUGAUUUGGGUAGUGGUUGUCAAACUAUGAUUGAUUAUUUUGAAAAGGAAGGUGCUGAAAAAUGCCCACCCGAGGCCAAUCCAGCAGAGUGGAUGUUGCAAAUCAUUGGUGCUGCCCCUGGUUCCCAUGCCAUAAAAGAUUUUCAUAAGGCUUGGAGAAACUCGGAAGAAUAUAAGGCUGUGCAAAAAGAAUUGGAUUGGAUGGAGCAAGAGUUACCUAGGAGAGCAAGCGAAACCACACCAGAAGAACAUAAACGAUUUGCUACUAGUGUAUGGUAUCAAUUCAAAUUAGUCAGUGUACGUUUAUUCCAGCAAUAUUGGAGAUCUCCUGAAUAUCUUUGGUCAAAAUAUCUUUUAACUGUCUUCAACGAAACCUUUAUUGGUUUUACCUUUUUUAAAGCAGAUAGGACUAUGCAAGGCCUACAAAACCAAAUGUUGGCCACCUUUAUGUUCACUGUUGUUUUUAAUCCACUAUUAGAACAAUAUUUACCUGGUUUUGUUGAACAAAGAGGUUUAUAUGAGGCAAGGGAACGUCCAUCAAGAACAUUUUCUUGGAUAGCUUUUAUUCUUUCCCAAAUUGUUGUUGAAAUUCCAUGGAACUUUGUAGCAGGUACCAUUGCUUAUUUUAUUUAUUACUAUGCAAUUGGUUUUUACAUGAAUGCCUCCGCUGCUGGUCAGUUACAUGAAAGAGGUGCAUUAUACUGGUUAUUAUGUACUGCGUUCUUUGUUUAUAUUGGUUCUAUGGCUGUAGCUGUUAUUUCCUUCAUCGAAAUUGCUGAUACUGCGGGUCAGUUGGCUUCAUUAUUAUUUACAAUGGCUUUAUCCUUCUGUGGUGUCAUGGUUACUCCUUCUGCGUUGCCCAGAUUCUGGAUCUUUAUGUAUAGAAUUUCUCCUUUAACAUAUUUGAUUGAUGCAUUUUUGUCUGUUGGUAUUGCUAAUGUUGAUGUGGAAUGCGCCUCAUUUGAAUUUGUUCAAUUUAGUCCUCCACCGGGUAUGGAUUGUGGGACAUAUAUGGCACCGUAUAUUCAAAUGACGGGGACUGGAUAUUUAUCUGAUUCAUCUGCGACAGAUACAUGUCAUUUUUGCCAAUUUUCGCACACCAAUGAUUUUUUGAAAUCGGUUGGCUCAGAUUAUUCAAAGAGAUGGAGAAAUUGGGGUAUUUUUAUUUGUUACAUUGCCAUAAAUUACAUUGCUGCUGUUUCAUUCUACUAUCUCGCAAGAGUUCCAAAGUCUACUGGUGAAAUAAAAGAACAGAAUCAGAAGACAAGGGAAGGGGAGAAUUUAACAGGAAGUUCUGAAGAUCAACAAAAAGUUUCUGCUUAG